Molecule: messenger RNA, 429 nt
Organism: Lactuca virosa
Lineage: Eukaryota; Viridiplantae; Streptophyta; Magnoliopsida; Asterales; Asteraceae
Source: the annotation of a GenBank genome assembly
AUGACAGUUUGGCAACGAAAAGAGUCGAGAGAAAAUCACAAUUACACAGACUACCACUCUUACAUAUCACGUUUAACUGUUCGAUGCCAAUUGACACUUAUGUUUUGGGAUUCUGCUGCCCUAAUUCGUCUUUCUCCAUGUUUUCAAUUGCAACUAUUCACUAUUAGAAAGGACUUCCAUACCAUCUUUUGGGUGCAAUCAGCCCUACUAUCCAUUUUAUUGCAAAUGAUGAAAUUGGUAUGGCUCCAAAAGCUACCAGGAAGGCUGUUUUUUCCACAGACACAACGGAAGAACGAAGUGAAAGACUCAGAAGUCGAUAAUCUAGUACGACAAGAGAUCAAAACCAGAAACCCCUUGAAAUUUUGUCAAGAUUCAGUUUUUAUAAAUAUACAUCAACUUGAAAGCAGACCCAACAAUCUGAACACUUGA